AUGAAGGCGAAAGGUGAACAGUGUCGGAGGGAAGACAGACGCCUGGCGGCCGCCGCCGUAGUGCACGGUCCCGGUGCAGAGGAGCGGACGGAGCCGUGCACGCGCAGCGCCCUGCUGGACCAAAGUCGGCGGCACCGGACAGCUUUCACGCGCGAGCAGCUGUCCCGGCUUGAGCAGGAGUACGGCAAGGAGAGCUACGUGUCCAGACCCCGGCGCUGCGAGCUGGCCACAGCUCUCAACUUACCGGAGACAACGAUAAAGGUGUGGUUCCAGAACAGGAGGAUGAAGGACAAACGGCAGAGACACUCCUUACCAUGGCCUCACCCUCUUGUCGACCCGCUGGGGGCACUCCUCUUAGGCCGUGCCUCCCCUUCCUCCACCUUGCCAUACCCCUUCAUCCCGCCCCACCUCCCCCACCUCCCCCUCCCCCACCACCACCACUACCCCCUGGCUCUGUCCUCACCAGCAUCCUCAGCUCACAGUCGCUACAGCACACCCAUGAGGACCCUGGAUGCUCUCCGCCUCUCCCAGUACCACAACAGAGCGGGGGCGCUGCCUCCGACCACAGCAGCCCUCUACCCUUCCACCGGCAUCAUGCACCACCCCGCCUCAUGUCCCUGCCCUCUCUGCCUCCACUGGGGACCAGAACAACUGCUGAAAGCAAGAGGCGAGGCACUGGGAUUGAGCCAGCCCCGUAGUCCCAAAGCCAACAUCCAGCCUGCAGGCCUGGAGCGGAGAGAAGAGAUGGUGUAA
Plectropomus leopardus (leopard coralgrouper) is the source of this 753-nucleotide messenger RNA. The record is from RefSeq and is a predicted model, not a curated record. Lineage: Eukaryota; Metazoa; Chordata; Actinopteri; Perciformes; Serranidae.